Diceros bicornis minor is the source of this 2754-nucleotide messenger RNA. RefSeq names its product DEAH-box helicase 40 (gene DHX40). Gene Ontology annotation, cellular component: intracellular anatomical structure. NCBI's taxonomy places the organism in Eukaryota, Metazoa, Chordata, Mammalia, Perissodactyla, Rhinocerotidae. Gene Ontology annotation, molecular function: RNA binding; ATP binding. The transcript has 18 exons. The coding region runs from base 44 to 2383 and encodes 779 amino acids. The record is from RefSeq and is a predicted model, not a curated record.
CCUAGAUCGGUGGACGUGCUCACCUCCGCUCCGGGCCAGGUCUAUGUCCCGGUUUCCCGCUGUCGCGGGCAGGGCGCCAAGGCGGCAGGAGGAGGGUGAGCGGUCAAGAGACCUCCCCGAAGAGCAGCCUUCGGCUGUUUCCAUCGCUGAUAGAGAAGAUAAAGGAUGCACAUCACAGGAGGGAGGAACUACUCCAACUUUUCCUAUUCAAAAACAAAGAAAAAAGCUUAUACAAGCUGUGAGGGACAAUUCAUUCCUUAUUGUUACUGGAAAUACAGGAAGUGGUAAAACAACUCAACUCCCAAAAUAUCUAUAUGAAGCAGGGUUUUCACAACAUGGUAUGAUUGGUGUGACUCAACCACGAAAAGUAGCUGCCAUAUCAGUGGCUCAGAGGGUUGCUGAAGAAAUGAAAUGCACUUUGGGAUCCAAAGUAGGAUACCAAGUUCGUUUUGAUGAUUGCAGUUCUAAGGAAACAGCAAUCAAAUACAUGACUGAUGGAUGUUUACUGAAACAUAUUCUGGGAGAUCCAAAUCUUACCAAAUUCAGUGUCAUUAUUUUGGAUGAAGCUCAUGAGAGAACUCUAACUACAGACAUCUUAUUUGGUUUAUUGAAGAAGCUAUUUCAGGAGAAGUCUCCUAACAGGAAGGAGCAUUUAAAGGUUGUGGUGAUGUCAGCAACUAUGGAAUUAGCCAAACUCUCUGCAUUUUUUGGAAAUUGUCCAAUAUUUGAUAUACCUGGAAGGCUUUAUCCAGUCAGAGAAAAAUUCUGCAAUUUGAUUGGCCCACGAGACAGAGAAAAUACUGCAUAUAUUCAAGCGAUUGUGAAAGUGACCAUGGAUAUCCAUUUGAAUGAAAUGGCUGGAGACAUCUUGGUUUUUCUGACUGGUCAGUUUGAAAUCGAAAAAAGUUGCGAGUUACUUUUUCAGAUGGCAGAGUCUGUUGAUUAUGAUUAUGAUGUUCAAGAUACCACUCUAGAUGGCUUGUUAAUAUUGCCGUGUUAUGGAUCUAUGACAACAGAUCAACAGAGGAGAAUAUUUUUGCCACCUCCACCUGGAAUUAGAAAAUGUGUCAUAUCCACCAAUAUUUCUGCAACAUCUUUGACAAUAGAUGGAAUCAGAUACGUGGUAGAUGGUGGCUUCGUGAAACAGUUAAAUCACAAUCCCAGAUUAGGGUUGGACAUCCUGGAGGUGGUUCCAAUUUCAAAGAGUGAGGCGUUACAGCGAAGUGGCCGAGCUGGCAGGACUUCCUCAGGAAAAUGCUUUCGGAUCUAUAGUAAAGAUUUUUGGAACCAGUGUAUGCCUGACCAUGUGAUCCCUGAGAUUAAGAGAACUAGUUUGACAUCUGUAGUUCUGACCUUAAAGUGCCUUGCCAUACACGAUGUUAUAAGGUUUCCCUAUUUGGAUCCACCUAAUGAGAGACUUAUUUUGGAAGCUCUUAAACAACUUUACCAGUGUGAUGCUAUUGACAGGAGUGGCCAUGUGACCAGAUUGGGUUUGUCUAUGGUGGAAUUUCCUCUCCCUCCACAUCUGACAUGUGCAGUAAUAAAGGCUGCUUCUCUGGACUGUGAAGAUCUACUACUUCCAAUAGCAGCAAUGUUGUCUGUGGAAAAUGUCUUCAUUAGACCUGUUGAUCCAGAGUACCAGAAGGAAGCAGAACAGAGACAUCGAGAACUGGCAGCUAAAGCUGGAGGAUUUAAUGACUUUGCAACUUUAGCUGUCAUUUUUGAACAGUGCAAAUCAAGUGGAGCUCCGGCUUCGUGGUGCCAAAAACAUUGGAUUCAUUGGAGGUGCUUAUUUUCUGCAUUUCGUGUUGAAGCUCAACUUCGAGAACUAAUCAGGAAGCUUAAACAGCAAAGUGAUUUCCCAAGAGAGACCUUUGAAGGCCCUAAACAUGAAGUACUACGAAGAUGUCUUUGUGCAGGCUAUUUCAAAAAUGUAGCUCGAAGAUCUGUUGGGAGAACGUUUUGCACAAUGGAUGGGCGUGGAAGCCCAGUUCACAUUCAUCCUUCCUCAGCACUUCAUGAACAGGAAACCAAACUUGAAUGGAUCAUUUUUCAUGAGGUAUUAGUUACCACCAAAGUCUACGCAAGAAUUGUGUGUCCAAUCCGUUACGAAUGGGUGAGAGACUUGUUACCCAAGUUGCAUGAAUUUAAUGCACAUGAUUUGAGCAGUGUGGCCCGACGUGAAGUGAGAGAAGAUGCAAGAAGGAGAUGGACAAAUAAGGAAAAUGUAAAGCACCUAAAGGAUGGAAUAUCAAAAGAAGUCCUAAAGAAAAUGCAAAGAAGAAAUGAUGAUAAAUCCAUAUCAGAUGCACGUGCUCGUUUCCUUGAGAGAAAGCAGCAGAGGUCCCAGGAUCACAGCGACACACUGAAGGAAACAGGCUAAGCAGUGACCCCUCCAAUUCAGGAAGUAGGAAAAGCAGCCAGGAAAUGUGCUUCGACUUUGCAAUUUAUGUCAGACAGCACUACCAAGAGGAAGUGGUCAGCAGCUGUUAUUAGCAUACUAGCUAAAAGCAAAUCAAAGCUCAUCAAUACCAAUAAAUGGAAUUUUCAAGGAAAAGAUUGGGUUGCCAUAGUCAUAGGCAAUGAUAUAUGAAACCAAUGAAAGACAAUACAUGUGACAUUUUCCUCACUUCUAUUUUGCUGGCCUUAACUGGUAUCAAAUGCUGUCAUUGAGAUAUUUUCAAAGAACAUCGAAUUGUAUUUAAUCAGCGUGUAUCCAUUUGCAUUGAAGCAUUAAAAAUUAUUUUCCUUAAA